Molecule: messenger RNA, 1196 nt
Organism: Mycotypha africana
Lineage: Eukaryota; Fungi; Mucoromycota; Mucoromycetes; Mucorales; Mycotyphaceae
Product: WD40-repeat-containing domain protein
Exons: 6
Coding region: 141-1145 (334 amino acids)
Biological process (GO): transcription-dependent tethering of RNA polymerase II gene DNA at nuclear periphery; RNA export from nucleus
Cellular component (GO): nuclear pore
Molecular function (GO): RNA binding; ubiquitin binding
Source: RefSeq, a predicted model, not a curated record
UUUUUUUGAUCCGCCGCGUUAAAAGUGCGCUUUGUACCGAAAAAAAAGAGGAAGAGAUAAAGUAUUGAAAUUUUCGAGGCACAGAAUAUAAUCGGUUUUUUUUGGCUCUUCAAUUCCAACGUAAACUACAUUAUACUACAAUGAUGCAAACUUCGGAUUUUGAGGUUACUUCACCUCCUACUGACGGCAUAACAGGGCUUUCAUUCUCUCCUCAAGCCGACAUAUUAGCGGUUUCCUCUUGGGACACGGCAGUACGCAUAUAUGAAGUUCAACCCAACGGAAGUACAAUACCCAAAACCUCUUACAAUCACGAAGGACCCGUUCUGUGUGUUGAAUGGACAAGUGAUGGUAGCUCAAUAAUAUCCGGCGGUACAGAUAAAGCAGUGCGUAUGUACAGUUUAGCAACAGGCCAAAGUACACAGAUCGCUGUCCACGAUGAGCCUGUCAAAUGUAUCAAAUUUCUCGAAAACCAACCUAAUAUUUUGGCUUCAGCCAGUUGGGAUAAGACCAUUCGUUAUUGGGAUGUGAGGGCAAGCCCAGGUCAACCCGUCUCAAAAGUCGACUUACCGGAACGAUGUUAUUCAAUGGAUACUAAGAAAGGUCUACUAGUAGCAGCAACAGCAGAUAGGCAUGUUAUGGUAUAUGAUUUAAAUAAUCCUACAGUUGUGUUUAAACAUGCGACAUCGCCAUUGAAAUGGCAAACGCGUACUGUGUCCUGCUUUAUUGAUGGUUCAGGUUAUGCGAUUGGGUCGAUUGAGGGGCGUGUCGGUAUACAGUAUCUGCAAGAUAGUGAUAUAGCUAAAAGCUUUUCUUUUAAAUGUCACCGAGACGACGCAGCCAAGGCGGUUUACUCAGUUAAUGAUAUAAAAUUUCACCCUGUCUACGGCACUUUUGCAACAUCAGGAGCAGAUGGUAACAUUAUAUUUUGGGAUAAAGAUUCCAAACAACGAUUAAAAGCUUUACAAAAAGCUGCUGGUACCAUAGCUUGUACGAAUUACAAUCGUACAGGCAAUAUCUUCGCUUAUGCUAUUAGUUAUGACUGGACAAAGGGACAUCAAUUUUAUGCAACUGAGGGUCAAAUGAAUAAAGUCAUGUUACAUCCUAUAACUGAUGAAGAAUCUAAACCGAAGCCAAAGGUGAAAUAAAAUUUGUAAAUAUUUAAUCCAUGGUGUAAAUAAAUUAUAUUAUGUAACUCU